Molecule: messenger RNA, 3212 nt
Organism: Strigops habroptila (Kakapo)
Lineage: Eukaryota; Metazoa; Chordata; Aves; Psittaciformes; Psittacidae
Gene: CENPI
Product: centromere protein I
Exons: 21
Coding region: 192-2441 (749 amino acids)
Cellular component (GO): kinetochore
Source: RefSeq, a predicted model, not a curated record
GGCCGGUGUGCGCAUGCGCGGGAGGUUUGAACUGCAGGGCGGUUGGCGCGGGCGCUGGGCGAGGGAAUCGGCUCUCUGAUGUUCUUCAGCUGUUGGAGGUUUAUCUGUUUUCUUGCUUGUCUGUAAUGAAGGAUUGGAACCCAUGUGACAAAUGAGUAAAAUUCUUCAGUCUCAGCUGGGAGUUUGAAAAGAUGCAGCGAAAAAAGAGUUGUAAGACCCCAAAGCAGCCUCUGCAAGAUCGCCACAAAAUCCAGACUGAUCUCUCUGCGUGGCGAAAAGGGGGGAGAAUCGACCCUGAAAAAAGUGUCCAGGGUCAUCAAUCUCUCAACUACCAGGAAAGUAACAGCAAGCAAGACUCCCUUGAACCAGCUUUGAGCUACUUUGCAAAAGUUCAAGACCGCGUCUCGCUGAAAAGCAGCAGUGCUCUGCAGAGACACUUGGCUACUGUGGAAAGCAUUGCCCUGCAAAGAGGGUUACCCCCUGAGGCAUUUGGUGUAUUGCUAAAUACAGCACUCAGCGGCAAACUUGCCGAUACAGUGAAUACUCGUUUGCUGAAAAGCCUAAUUCCAGAGUCAGUAAUACCAGAAAGUUCUGUGGUUUCAUCUGUAUCUUGGCUGUGUGUCAGCAAAUGCUCAAGCAACAUCCAGGUGCUUUUUUUAAGAUGGCUGAUCACAGUUUUUGACUUCAUUGAUCACAAGGAAGACCUUCAUGCCCUCUAUGGUAUCUUCUUUCAGUUCGUGCAAGAUGGGAAGAUGUGCCCCUACAUCUGCCACCUGCUCUACUUGCUCACCAGGAAGGAGAAUGUCAAGCCUUUUCGGGUUAGGAGACUGCUUGACCUCCAAGCAAAACUGGGAAUGAGGUCUCAUCUGCAGGCUCUACUAUCACUUUACAAGCUCUUUCGUCCUGAGCUGGUGACCAUAACCCUUCCUGCAAAAACAAAGACUUACUUCAAGAAUGUGGAGGGCCCAUGGAAAGCGGCAAUCAAAAUAAUAAGGCAAAGAAAGCAGGAAGACUCUCCAGUGCCCCAGCCACUGUUUUUAGGCACAGUUCGACCUCAGUCACGGAAAAGGAAGUGGAAUACCCAGUUGAUGAUUCCUGCAACCAGUACACACAGAAAUCAUUUAGAAGAGGUCAGGGAAAAGAACAGUGAUUUGUACAGUACAGAUGAGCGUUUUCCAGUGGAGCAGCUGCAGACUUUUCCUCAGCUCCUACAAAAUAUCCACCAUCUAGAGUUUCCUUCCCAGAUGGGUUCAGUGUUAACAAACCCUUUAUUGCUUCACUACAUGAAUUGCGUCAAAGAUGAAUCUGUUUACCUGAGGCUCCACUUCUGGUUGGGCCAGACUCUUCAGGAAGAAUGUACUUGGUGUGUGGCUGCUAAUAGCCAAUAUGAAGAAGAAUUCAAGGACUUCUUGGAAACUCUCUGCAGAGCACAGUCUUUCUUACAUGAGGGACUUUCUCCCUGUGAAGAGUUCCUGUACAGGAGCCUUCCUCUCUGGGAUGGCUUGUGCUGCCGAUCACAAGUCCUCAGACUUGUGAGCUGGAUCCCCCUCAAAAGCUUCUCUGAAAUGAAAUCACAUCUCUAUGAUCCCCUGGCACAGCUCUUCUUCACAUCAUCCCUUUACUUUAAGUGCAGUGUUCUUGAAAGCCUGAAGAGGCUGUUGCAGAACUGGUUAAAUUCGCAGAUGGUUCAUCUGGAUUCAGCAGCUGACUCUCAAAUCCAUUCUUCGAAUACAACCAUUUCUGGACUAGUGAACGUGGUGGCUGAACUGAUCCACUUUGUUGGAAUGAUCUCUACAGUUGCCCUGCGUUUGGAAAGCAAUCAUACAUUCUUGCUGUACUUCAUCCUUGAUUUCUAUGAGACUGUGUGUGACAUGUAUCUGAUGUACAAUCUGCCUUUGUUGAUAAUGCCUCCUGCUGGAGUUUUCUACCCAAUGCUCCUCAGCAUGGAUUCUGUCAGCUUGAAUCAGCUCUGCUACAUUAUGUACAGGUAUCGAAUCAACUUGGUGGCUGCAAAAGAAAAUGAGCAGAGUAAAAAGGAAAUACAGCAAUUCAGGUUCAGCAAUGAGACAUACCAAGAGUACAACCAGUACAUAACAGCUAUGGUGGGUUGUCUGUGGACAUCCAAUGCAUUCCAGAAGGAUAUUCAUCCUCAAGGUCUUCGUAUGGAUGAACUGCUGACUAAAACUGCAAUGGAGCAACACAGAACCAGCUUGAACAUUGUCUACCACCCAGCCAUGAUAGGCUAUGCUGUCCUCUUCCUGCAGCAGGCUUGUCCAGGUGAUACCACCUUCAACUUCAGUUUAAUUAAGGGAAAAAAGUGGAAUUGGUAUCUGGAAUACCUCUACGCAAAAGGUUUAGAGGGCCUGAAGCUCUUUAUUGAAAGCAGCAUCAAUCGUGUUUCCCAGACCUCUCGGAGUAAAGCAGGGAAUACGGAAAUGUGACCUGGGACUCGCCAGAGCCUUUGUAUCAUCUGGUACAAGAAAGCAGAAUAUAAUGGACUGUGUCACUAAUUCUUCCUUCCUCAGAGGAAAGAAACAGAGCAAUUACCCUUGUCUGCAUUUUUGUACUGACAUCUAUUUUAGGAAUGUGAGGACACAGAAGGAAUGCUGAGUAGUCGUGGCUGCUGGCUUGGCUCACUAAUACUGAACCCCCUCUUGUCCCUGCUGAACUUCUCUGGUCUGAGAGUGCUGAGCUCAGAUGUUAUGUAUCAUCCUCAUUUUUCUCUGUUGGAGUAUCUGCUUUGAUUGAAAAACAUUUUCCAGCUCAAAAUCACAACGAGCAAUGCUGCUUCAUUUGUAAGUAGUGCUGAUCCCUGACCUUUGCCUUCCUUGACAGUAGGUGAUGAGAAUCAGUUGAAUCAGUCUUUCAGGAAUCCCAUAUAUGUUCUGGAUUGUAGCAUUAUGAGUUUUCCAAUUCCCUGUUGCAGCAUGUACAUACUGACUGUUAACAGGCUGACCAAACUGACCUUCCAGAGCUUCACUUUCAUUGUGAAGCUUCCAAAAGAGACUUUUUGCUAGAAUUGCUUAUAAAGUUCUUCUACUGCAACUGGAAGAUUUGGUGCUCAGUUGGAUUUAUUGCUGACUUCAGCAAAAAUGUUCCCACUGGCUCAUCAUUUUUUGAGAAAUGCAAACAGCUUUCCUUCAUGUGGUUUUAGCUCUGUAUGUAUUGUAUAUUAUAUGUGUACAUAUAGAUAUAAUUUAUAUUCUGUAAAA